Molecule: messenger RNA, 1782 nt
Organism: Gloeophyllum trabeum ATCC 11539
Lineage: Eukaryota; Fungi; Basidiomycota; Agaricomycetes; Gloeophyllales; Gloeophyllaceae
Exons: 6
Coding region: 1-1782 (593 amino acids)
Molecular function (GO): RNA binding
Source: RefSeq, a predicted model, not a curated record
AUGCCUUCCUCGUCCCAGUCGACAGACCCGCCCCUCAUCUCCAAGCGCCUCCACAUCUCCGGCGUCACCCCCGCCAUCACCCCCGCCGACCUCAAAGCCCGCCUCGAGGCGUUUGGCAUCACCGCCACGGCCAUCGAGGGCUUCGACAAGCUCGACGGCGUCGGGCGCCCGAGGGGGUUCGGAUACGUCGACGUCGUAGGGCGGGAGGACGGCGUGAAGAGGUGUAUGACCGCGCUCAGCGGGGCGACGUGGAAGGGCGCGAAGCUGCGCCUCGGGGAGGCGAAGCCUGACUUUCGCGAGAGACUCGAACGCGAACGCGCCGCCCCGCCCCCCGCGCGUCCCCCGAAACGUCCGCGCGGCGUGCACGGCGUGCACGCGCCCUCCAUGGACCCCGUCUCCCCCGAGGAAGCGAAGAGCAAGAAGGUGUUCCGCGUGACGGAGACGGGGCGCGUCGUGACGCUCGUGCGGAUGCGGCCGGAGAAGCCGCUCGGUGUGCCGGAGGAUGUCGGUGCAAAGGGGAAGGGGAAGGAGAAGAAGGAGAAGGAGAGGAAGGCGAAAAAGAGGGACCCGCCCACGCGUGCGCGGAGGAGGACGAUUGACCCCGUGCGGUAUGGGAGUGUGCAUCUGAAGGGGGCGUGGAUGGGCGAGGGGGGUGUGCGGGGCGUCGCUGCAGGGGACUUGGCCAUGGAGGGCCUAGAAGCGGGGAAUGUGAGUGAAGAAGGGGAUAGCGACAGCGACAGCGAGAGCAAGAGUGAGGAAGAGGCAGAGGAUGGAGAGGCGAGCAGAAGUCAUCGCGUCGAUGAGGAGCGACGGGAUGGCGAGAGCGAGGGCAAGCCCGCGCAAGUCAAGUCCCCUGCAGUCCUCCCGCCGCGCACCGUUUCCCCGGGCCCGCCUGAGUCGGACGAGAUUGCGCAGGAGAAGGCGCGCUCGCUCGGGAUUUUGCAGGCCCUCUUCGGGGAUGGGGAGGAGUGGGGCGGGCGAGAGAGCGUGUCGGACGUGGAGAUGGAGGCGGGCGCCGGUGAGGCUGUAGACAAAGAGGACGAGGAUGUGAGUAUGAAGGGAGAUGACGAGGAGGAGGGCAGUAACCAUGAGGGAGAUGCGGGUAUGGAUCCCGCACCGCAUACCGAGGAUGGUGCAGGAAAGGGGCAAGCAGAUGACAGGCGUACCGCAGAGGACUCAGGGAAGGAGAAGAGUCAGACGAAGCUGAAAGAUCUCUUCGCGCCGAGGGAGGAAGAGGUCGGGUUCUCUCUCCUAGGUCACCUUGUCAUAGACGAUCUGGAGCUGGACGAGGACCUCGCCCUGCCGUCCAUCACCGACGUCGCACCCGCCGCUCCUUCCGCCCCUCAACCCACCGCAAUCGUCCUCCCCUCCUCGCAUGCCCCCAAAAAAUCCCAGCCGGUCACCCUCGACCCCAAGGCUCCGCUGUUCUUCCCGCGAACGAAGGGGCGGGGGAAGGACGCGCUGGACGUGUUCAGGGAGCGGGGCUGGGUGUACGAGCCCCUGGGAGAGGAGGAGCUGAAGAAGCUGUGGGAGGAGGGGAAGGGUGAGAUGACGAGGGACUGGAAGAGGAGGCGACGGGAGGCGGGGAAGUCCGCUGACGCCGUCCGAGGAUACUUCUGCCUCAGCCAAGUUCGGCAGGAGUAUCAAACCUCUGGAUACCAAGAUCGCGGUGUAGUCUGGGUUCGGUCGAACAUAGUAGGAAAUCUCAGGCACGGCAAAGCGGUCAAUAGCCAGCGGAAGGAGAGCGACGGAUAUGCCCCGCCGGUGCUUAGGACUUACUAG